CGCCGCCGUCGCGCCGCGCGUUUGACAUUUCACUACAUUUUGGCGGCAACACCGCACGCCAUUUUGAAAUUAUUCGCUUUAGUUUACGCGCGGACAAAUGAAACUUCAAAAAACUUUUGUCGUGAAAUCUUGUGCGUGAGUUAAAAGUAUUUGAUCAUACUAAGAACUUAUGUUUAAUUAAUUUAUUAAAAUUAAAGUGUAUGUGAAAGGAUUGUUGACAGUGGAAUAUUAAAUUUUACUCAGUACAAAUUUAUAAAACUGGAUAUAAGGGCAAUUCAGAUGGCCACUUAAAUAUGUACUCGUACCACAGAGAGAGAAGAAAGAUGUACUGGCAUUUCACCUUUAUUACCAUCCUAAUCCUAGACUAUACUACUACAGCCUUCUCCAAAUACAUAGACAGUACAGAGAUAGUUUAUAGCACCACCGGCAACGAUGGAGAUUUUGAUAACAACAUCAUCGACUUUGAUUCUGCAUACAACGACAAAUAUAGCAAACAGUUUGGACUUAAACAGUUAAAUGAAAAUAACAAAGACUCUCAUAGGUAUACUGUUAUCAAUGAAAACAUAGAAGAAAAGAAGAUAUCCAAAUUUAUAGAAGAUAAAAUAGAAUACAACAAAACUACAGUUGACGAUGAAAGUGAGAAAACAACAGAAUCCAACUUCAUGCCAAUUGAGGUAAUGAGUACAACAGAAGAUGCUUUAUUGAAGAUAGUUGAUAGCACUUCAGAGGGUGAUUUAACUGUUAUUCCGCUGUCAAUUACAGAGAAAUCAACUCCAGGUAUAGAUGUUACUACAUUCUCACUCCCCUCAUCCACACAAAGUCUCUAUUUGAGCACAUUUGAAAACUUUGACGCCGCAGAUACUGAAAGCCCUACCACCAUAACUGCAGAAUUCGAGACCACGACCACUACAGAGUCUGUCACAAAUAUAACAACUACCAAACAAGACCUAGAAAACAUGAACGAAACAACAACAGUAAAAUCAUCUGUAAAUAUAACAGAAAGAUCAUUACAAUCCAAUUUUGAUAUUAUAAACAGUACAACAAAUUAUGAAUUCUUAAACAGCACAUCCAAAAAUUCGGUAUCAAUAACAACUGAUUCCAUAAAUAUAAAACUAGAAGACAAAAAUACAACAUUCAAAGAAGAUCUGAAACACAAGAACAAUACACGUAAAGCCAAAGUAAUGACGAUCGACAACAACAAUACAACAAAAACAAAUGAAACGGCAGAUCGUAACAGUGACGACGAAGUUCCAAUAUUUACAGAGUUGGACCUGGAAGACGAAGAAGAAGUGCCUGAAGAUUACUAUGACGCUAAGGACGUGGUGCCAACCAAGCCGCCCAGCGUGGAUGCAUUAUCACUGAUCUUCGGCCUGGCUGGCAGCAUGGUCGAGAGCGUAGCCGAGAGAGUGGUUCCAAAGACCAUCUUUGAUCUUUACAAACGUAUGCAGAAACAAAGUGAGGCUUUAGAAGCUGAAAGACUGAGGAGUAAGGAGGAGAAUGGCGGACUCGGCCAGUUCGGUCGCGGCCUCCUCAAGUCCAUCUCGACGGGGCUGAGCGCUCCGUUCACUCAGCUCAUGGCCGGCGCGCGGGACCACGGCUCGCUGGACAGCGACCGCGGGUUCGUGGCCGGCCUGGCCACGGGAGUCAGCAGCGUGGCCAGCAGUGUGGUCGACACGUUCAAGACGCGAGUUCAGGCUAUUUAUCCAGGCACGCUGUGGUGCGGCGACGGGCACUCUGCGCAGGCGCGCUCCAGCGACCUGGGCCUGUUCUUCUUCACGGACACGUGCUGCCGCCAGCACGACGCCUGCCGCCUCUACAUCCGCGCCGGCGAGACCCGGCACGGGCUGACGAAUACCGGGCUGUUCACACGCUCGCACUGCAGCUGCGACGCGCGCUUCCGCGAGUGCCUGCAGAAGACCAACUCGUUAGUCUCCGGGCAGAUCGGACUCACCUACUUCAACGUGCUGGGCCCACAGUGCUUCCGACGCGCGCAUCCGAUAGUACGAUGUGUGAGGCGGACCAGGAUAACCGGCCAGAGAUGCGAGGAGUAUGAGCUGGACUACACCAAGCCCAAGAUGUGGCAGUGGUUCGACAACGAGACCUACUGAGCGUCAUGUUACCGUCACUAGCAGGAACCGGCCUGUCUGCAAAAUGUCUAGGGGUCAAUUUUGUGACCCUGUCAGUCAACAUUUCUUUCGUUACCAAAAAACCAACGUCCAUAAUUUUAAGAACUGAUUUUAGAGUAGGUUUUUUUAAUUGUUUAUUCUUGAGAUUAGAGUUAUUGCGUUUAGAUGUUAGUUAGUACAAUAAGAUUUAGUUAUAAGUUUCUAACUUGCCAUAAGAUUAAAUUUAAAAUAUGAAAUAUUAAGAAUGAAUAGUGUAUUUUUAUUAUUUAACGCGAAGCGGUUGCUUGUUUUGACAAAUUGAAGUCAUUUUAUAGGUACACAUGUGUCCAAAGUGUAAUAUAUUAGUACAAAUAUCGACAGUCUUCGUACAUCAAAGUAAUUUCUUUGGCGGUGAAAAUAAAACAGCAUGUGUAUUUUAUAAGAAUCAUCAGAAUAUAAUUCAAAAUGUUACAUAUUUGACAACAGAUAAAUUGUUAUACACUUUAUUUUUCUAAAUACACAAACCAAGUGUCUAGGGGAAAAUAAAAUAAAGCUCAAAAUAUUGAGCACGUCUACUGAACUACUGCGUCAAUGAUAUCUCUUGUUGUGCGCAAAAUUUAUCUGAAAACUGUGUAUAUUUAGAUAUGUAAUAAGUAUAAGUAGUCAAGUACCACAAUGAUAAUAAUAAAACGUGAUUAACAGUCAAUUGGCAGAUAUAAUUAUACAAUGUAUUUGAUUAGGUAUUUUCAAUAGGUACUUUGUUAUAAGUGGAGACAAAGACAUAGAUACUUACAGUGAAACGCAAAUACAUGUAACUUACAACUCAAUACGGUGUAUAUAUUAAUAAGAACAUCGAAGUAAUUGUUAACUAGAAUAUAAUAAAAUACACCUAAAGGCCCUGACAACCAAAA
Messenger RNA from Plutella xylostella (diamondback moth), 3016 nucleotides. RefSeq lists its product as uncharacterized. Lineage: Eukaryota; Metazoa; Arthropoda; Insecta; Lepidoptera; Plutellidae. Gene Ontology annotation, biological process: arachidonate secretion; phospholipid metabolic process. Gene Ontology annotation, molecular function: A2-type glycerophospholipase activity. The record is from RefSeq and is a predicted model, not a curated record.